AUGGUGUUUUCCUGGCGAGGAGGCUUCGAAGCUCGGCGCCUGCUGCUCUCGCUUCUGCUCCUCGCAGCAUGGGAGACGGGGAGCGGCCAGGUCCAUUAUUCGGUCUCUGAGGAAGCCAAACACGGCACCUUCGUGGGCCGCAUCGCCCAGGACCUGGGGCUGGAGCUGGCGGAGCUGGUGCCGCGUCUGUUCCGGGUGGCAUCCAAAGGCCGCGGGGAACUUCUGGAGGUAAAUCUGCAGAAUGGCAUUUUGUUUGUGAAUUCUCGGAUCGACCGGGAGGAGCUGUGCGGGCGGAGCGCGGAGUGCAGCAUCCACCUGGAGGUGAUCGUGGACCGGCCGCUGCAGGUGUUCCAUGUGGAAGUGGAGGUGAAGGACAUUAACGAUAAUCCACCGGUGUUCAGAGGAGAACAAAAGGUACUUAUUUCUGAAUCUGCUCCUCUGGACUCUCGUUUUCCUCUAGAGGGCGCUUCCGAUGCGGAUAUCGGCCUAAACUCUCUUGUGACCUAUAGGUUAAGUCUAAAUGAGUAUUUUACUCUUAAAGUGAUAACGAAAACCGAUAAAAAUAUAUUGCCUGAACUCAUUCUUCGGAAGUCAUUGGAUAGAGAAGAAAUGCCAGAACUUAAUAUAUUGCUGACCGCUCUGGAUGGUGGUAAACCCGAACUAACAGGAUCUGUUCAGAUUCAAAUAACCAUCCUGGAUGUUAAUGACAACGCUCCCGAGUUUGAUACGCCUGGCUAUAAAGUAGUGCUGUUUGAAAAUAUCCCAAACAACACCAGAGUGAUUCAACUAAACGCUUCUGAUCUAGACGAAGGAUCAAAUAGAGAAAUUUCCUAUGGAAUCAGAAUGAUUCUGCCAGUGAGUGAGAAAUGGAUUCCUUCUAUGGCAGGUCACUGCACGGUCCUGGUGGAAGUUCUGGACCUGAAUGACAAUACCCCCGAGGUAAUGAUCACUUCGCUGUCGCUCCCAGUGCGAGAGGACGCUCAGGUGGGCACCGUCAUCGCCUUGAUCAGCGUGUUCGACCAUGACUCCGGCGCCAACGGGCAGGUGACCUGCUCAUUAACACCCCAGGUCCCUUUCAAGCUGGUGUCCACCUUCAAGAAUUACUAUUCGCUGGUGCUGGACAGCGCCUUGGAUCGUGAGAGUGUGGCGAACUAUGAGGUGGUGGUGACAGCGAGGGACGGGGGCUCGCCUUCGCUGUCGGCCACAGCCAGCGUGUCCGUGGAGGUGUCCGAUGUGAACGACAACGCGCCCGCGUUCGCGCAGCCCGAGUACACGGUGUUCGUGAAGGAGAACAACCCGCCCGGCUGCCACAUCUUCACGGUGUCGGCGCGGGACGCGGACGCGCAGGAGAACGCGCUGGUGUCCUACUCGCUGGUGGAGCGGCGGGUGGGCGAGCGAGCGCUGUCGAGCUACGUGUCGGUGCACGCGGAGAGCGGCAAGGUGUACGCGCUGCAGCCGCUGGACCACGAGGAGCUGGAGCUGCUGCAGUUCCAGGUGAGCGCGCGCGACGCGGGCGUGCCGCCUCUGGGCAGCAACGUGACGCUGCAGGUGUUCGUGCUGGACGAGAACGACAACGCGCCUGUGCUGCUGCUGCCCGGGCCGGGCGGCGGGGCGGGCGCUCUGAGCCAGCUGGUGGCUCGGUCGGUGGGCGCGGGCCACGUGGUGGCGAAGGUGCGCGCGGUGGACGCGGACUCGGGCUACAACGCGUGGCUGUCGUACGAGCUGCAGCCGGCGGCGGGUGGCGCGCGCAGCCCGUUCCGCGUGGGGCUGUACACGGGCGAGAUCAGCACGACGCGCGCCCUGGACGAGGCGGACGCGCCGCGCCAGCGCCUGCUGGUGCUGGUGAAGGACCACGGCGAGCCGGCGCUGACGGCCACGGCCACCGUGCUGCUGUCGCUGGAGGACAGCGGCCAGGCGCCCAAGGCCUUUUCGCGGGCGUCGACGGGCGCCGCUGGCGCGGAGGCCGCUCUGGUGGAUGUGAACGUGUACCUGAUCAUCGCCAUCUGCGCGGUGUCCAGCCUGCUGGUGCUCACACUGCUGCUGUACACGGCGCUGCGGUGCUCGGCGCCGCCCAGCGAGGGCGCGUGCGGGCCCGGGAAGCCCACGCUGGUGUGCUCCAGCGCGGUGGGGAGCUGGUCUUACUCGCAGCAGAGGCGGCAGCGGGUGUGCUCUGGGGAGGGGCCGCCCAAGGCAGACCUCAUGGCCUUCAGCCCCUGUCUUCCACCGUCAGGAGAAGAUUGUUUAAGUCCUUCCAGUGAAGUAAGUCCUUGAUAUCAUUUAAGUAUAUUAGUCAUUUUGAACUUUUCAUGUAUUAGCCCAACUUUUCAAGUAAUAAUAAAUAAUGAGAUAAAGAUGAAAUGGAAGCCAUGGAUCACCGCAUUUAAAAUUUUUCCCGUUCUAUAAUUUUCAUAUUGUCUAUGAAUG
Eubalaena glacialis (North Atlantic right whale) is the source of this 2424-nucleotide messenger RNA. RefSeq names its product protocadherin alpha-12-like. The transcript has 2 exons. The record is from RefSeq and is a predicted model, not a curated record. Gene Ontology annotation, cellular component: plasma membrane. Gene Ontology annotation, molecular function: calcium ion binding. NCBI's taxonomy places the organism in Eukaryota, Metazoa, Chordata, Mammalia, Artiodactyla, Balaenidae. Gene Ontology annotation, biological process: homophilic cell-cell adhesion. The coding region runs from base 1 to 2271 and encodes 756 amino acids.